This is a messenger RNA of Ornithorhynchus anatinus (platypus), 1685 nucleotides long. It is a transcript of the gene ART3, whose product is annotated as ADP-ribosyltransferase 3 (inactive). The coding region runs from base 201 to 1412 and encodes 403 amino acids. Lineage: Eukaryota; Metazoa; Chordata; Mammalia; Monotremata; Ornithorhynchidae. The record is from RefSeq and is a predicted model, not a curated record. The transcript is spliced from 10 exons. Gene Ontology annotation, molecular function: NAD+-protein-arginine ADP-ribosyltransferase activity; NAD+ poly-ADP-ribosyltransferase activity.
CGCGUUCCCGGACCCGCCGGGGGCGUCUAUUAAAAGCCCGGCCUCCCUCCCCCCGCGGCUCCCGCCGACUCUACAACGGUCCGGCCCGCCGGACCUGCCCCCCUUCUCCCCGACGGGCACGACGGGCGCCGGCUCCCCCCGCCACUCCGGACCCCCCAGCCCGCUUCCCAACCUUUGGGCCGGCGGGGCAGGCGCGGACGAUGAAGGCGAGACGUCCCGAGAUGGUGCGGGCGCUGCUGGCCGUGGCCGUCCUGGUGGAGAUCUUCCAGGUGCGGGCGUCGCCGUGGGGCCCGGACGCGUUUGACGACCAGUACCUGAAGUGCGCCGAACGCAUGGAGACCAAAUUCGCCCCGCCGCUGCUGGACGAGGAGCGGGCCGCUCACCCGGCCUUCGGGGCGGCCUGGGAGGCGGCGGCCGCCCGCUGGGAGGCCCGCAAGGCCCGGCUGACCCUGCCCGAGGGCUUCGGGGACAACCACGGCAUCGCGGCCCUGGCGUUCGUCCACCAGGCCCGCCUGGGGACGCCCCUGGCCGAGGAGUUCGCGGCGGCCGUGGGCCGGGCCGGCCGCUCCCGGGACGACUACAUCUACGGCUUCCCCUUCAAGGCCUUCCAUUUCUACCUGACCCGGGCCCUGCAGCUGCUGCGGCCCGAGUGCGAGAAGACCUACAGGCGCCGGGUCUUCGUGGCCGGCGCGGACCCCUUCCCCGGCGGCUGGGGCCCGGAGCCCGUCCGCCUGGGCCUCUUCGCCGCGGCCUCGUCCAGCGGGCCGGGGGCCGGAGGGACCCCCGGGGGCGCGGUCUUCGCCGUCCACACGUGCUUCGGCGUGCCCGCGGAGGUGUUCUCGGACGCGGAGGGCGACCGCGGCCUCAUCGUCCCGGGCACGGAAGUGUUCCGGGUCAGCCACGUCGGGACGGACGGGGCCCGACGCCGGGCGGUCUUGCACAGCACCAACCGGACCUGCAGCCGCUACGACUGCGCUUAUCUCGGAGGGUUGAAAGCUGAGACGUGUGUGGACAACACAGACCGGCUGAAGCCCAGUUUCACCUCCCACCCACGAGUGAAAAUGGAGGAGCGGGAAAGAGAGGAUCCGGGAACGGAGAUCCGGGAGCCCCCAGCAGAGACAGAAGCUCCAAGCAAGCCUCGGGACAAAAGCGGGAGCCCAAACCCCCGGCUCGUCUUGCCUCAGGCCCCCCUACCCACCACCCCGGGCCCCUCAGAACGGGCCGCCGGGCCUGGCCACCCUCCAGCCGGGCAAGGAGAGAAAAGCCGCGAACACGUGGAAAAGCCGGCUCCCAACAGCCACCCUUCCUCCUCGUCCUCCUCCUCGUCGUCCGGCGAGAGGCGGCUCCCGGCCCUCGGGGCGUUGGCGGUCCCGCUGGGCAUCUCCGUCCUGAAGCUCUUUGCCCGUCUCUAGCCGCCGCCGGGCGAGGCGACUCCCCGCUCGGGGCCGACUCUGCCCGGUAAGCGCGGGAGGGCCCGGGACGGGCCUCGACCAAUCCCCGCCGUUACUCCGUCACCACGUCGGUUCGCCGCCCCCCGCGCGAGAAAGCGCGCCAGCCCGCCUUGCCGUCCCCGGAGGCGGCCGGGAUCCCCGUCCGUUUCCGUCCCCGGUUUCGCCGCCAGAGCCACGGCGAGGGCGGCGUAGGCCGUGUUUCGGGACGCCGCCAUUAAAGAUUUGAAGAAGCCA